AUGUCUAGCCAAGUGGGGGCGGCCCCCCCGCCGGAAGGCGUAGUGCCCAAUUUCGAAAACCCAACGGAUGUCUUGCACACCAUCAAUCUCGUGUCACAGAUACUGUCUAUCAUAUCUGUCAGCCUUUUUAUGAUGAUUCGCUGCUAUGUGAAAUGGGCCUUGACACCGCCAUUUCAGAUUGAUGACUGCAAGGAUGGCCCUCGUGGCGUGGUGCAACACUUUGGUGGAGGAUAUCACGUUUACGAAAUCUCAAAGGAGAGCCUCGUCGGAUUCAAGAAGCUUACCCUACUUCUCAUCGUCACGAGGGUUUUCAGAACCUAUAAGAAGACAGUGAUAGCUACCUACGCCGUCAUCGUCUUCAUGGUUGGAUACUACGCGCCUGUCCUUGUAAUAAAGACACUCAUCUGCCGUCCCAUCGCCGGCUUCUGGGAUCCGGACCUACCGGCGGACUGCUUCAAUCAGCGUGCCGUAUUCGUCGCGGACACUGCCGUCAGCGCCGUGACCGACCUCGCAGUCUUGACCAUCCCGAUACCCGUAGCCGUAACGCUCAGAAUGUCCUGGUCGAAGAGACUGAAGGUACUCGCCAUGCUUAGUGCGGGAGGGUUAGCCACGGCGGCGAGCAUUGUCCGCAUGAUUCUUGUGGUACAGCUGCAGAAGUCGAACGAUGAGCCGGUGGAUUUCAUCCGUUUCAAUCUUCUCGGGUUGGUCACCCUCAACCCUAGCUCGGAUUACUAUGGAGAUCCAGCUAACCGUAACAUCAGAACAGCCGAAGUAAGCAUCGGCAUGAUCUGCGCGUGCCUUCCAGCUGUCAACAUUCUGGUAAUGCGCAGGUGCGACUUCACACCGAACUCAAGCCGGGCUACGAGAAACUUCUUUGCGCCCAUUGAGUUGAAGUUUUUGAAGGGAAGCAAGCUUCAAACGCAGCACCUGACAGGCGUCUUGAGGACGAGUGAGCUGGGCAUGGAGUCUUCGUCGGUCAACCCCUCCGAGCAGGUUUCACAGGGAACACAGGUAAUGCAUGAGCCGAGAGACUUUAUCUUUCCGUUUGAGAGGCUGAGCCGGAUUGGAUCGGUACCACUGCGAAACCCAGAGUCGGGGAGACCAGAUAGUUGGUAUACAAAGGUUACUUCGCCGACAUUUUCGGGUCCUUCAUCACCAGAAUGGGCUCGGAAAGGUGCUGAUGAGGGGAUACGGCACUUAGAAUCGGGUGAUAGACGGGAUACUUAG
This is a messenger RNA of Colletotrichum gloeosporioides, 1227 nucleotides long. RefSeq lists its product as uncharacterized. The transcript has 4 exons. NCBI's taxonomy places the organism in Eukaryota, Fungi, Ascomycota, Sordariomycetes, Glomerellales, Glomerellaceae. The record is from RefSeq and is a predicted model, not a curated record. Bases 1 to 1227 code for a protein of 408 amino acids.